Molecule: messenger RNA, 1194 nt
Organism: Colletotrichum chrysophilum
Lineage: Eukaryota; Fungi; Ascomycota; Sordariomycetes; Glomerellales; Glomerellaceae
Exons: 1
Coding region: 1-1194 (397 amino acids)
Molecular function (GO): protein binding
Source: RefSeq, a predicted model, not a curated record
AUGACAGAUAGAAAUUUCCAUGAGGCCGAAUCCGCUUCACAGCUGGAGAAUCUCCCCACGGAGGUGCUGCUACAGAUCCUCGCACACAUAGACGAUGUGCACUGCCUGUGGAACGUCAUCACCUCCUCGCCCGCCUCGUACCGCGUGUUCAAUCAAUACAGCGCUGAGAUAUUCUGGCGAUCCAUCUCAGAGAGCAUAAUCACGCCGCAGACACAGGAUAUCAUUCGUUUUGUGAUACAACUCCGCGCCGGCGCCCACAAGGGGACGAGCUUGGACGAAAUCAUGCGGAAGAUCAAAGACCGCGAGGCUGGGAUUGUGCUCGGGAAAAGCGAGGAAACGGGCUACCAGUUCGCAAACUGCGACGCCUCAAAAGUCCCAUCUCUCAGUGUGUUACGCACCGUCCUCUCGACAGCAUCUCAGGUCCACUGCUUGACCAGGUCGUGCAUUGAUCAUCACCUACAACAACUGAUUGACGCCAAGGCAAGGGGACGGCUGGAGUGGGCUCCGGAAGACGAAGGAGCGCGGAGGCCGUCCUGGGUGGAAGAGCAACGUGUUCUUCGCGCAUUUUGGCGAUUGCAGCUCAUAUACGAACUGAAGUUGGCGGUAACCACGUCACGAGUCCGGGACACUCCUGGAACAAGCGAUCAUGCGAAUGACUUCGACAUCCAGAGUUUCUACGACAGUAGCAACAGCAAUCUCAAGGUCGCUUACCACGAAGUCAUGACAGCUAUUGAGUACGUCCGGCACAUUAAGGCUCACAGAAGACACAGCUCGGGUUCUGAGACACAUCGACUGCCCCAGCUGACUUGGCCUGCGAAGGAUAUCCAACCUUCAUCAAGGCGGGUACCAACAACUGGUGCCAUGAGAAGGUCUUCGCUAGUGCUGCCAGCCGACGGCCUCUGGAUUGUUGACAGCAUGAGCCGAGGCGCCCACUCGCCGAUCAAGUACGCGGGCUUUGAGCCGUAUAGGGCUUUGGGUUUUGCCAUUUGGGACCGGCAUCGGCUCGCAGAGCUUGGGUUGGCGAGCCCUCCUGGUCAUGGUCGCGUCACGGGUCUUGGAUCUUACUUCUCUUACUGGCUGAGGCUGCUGGAUGCACGCGACUUGGCUCGAGCUGAAGAGGUGAUGCGGGAGGUUGAAAACCAGGGAGGGCGACUGGGUCCGCUGCAGCCUAUGAUCCAGGAUAAUGCGUCUUGA